This is a messenger RNA of Ogataea parapolymorpha DL-1, 4089 nucleotides long. Its product is annotated as ABC-type multidrug transport system. Gene Ontology annotation, cellular component: plasma membrane. The record is from RefSeq and is a predicted model, not a curated record. The transcript has a single exon. Gene Ontology annotation, molecular function: ATP hydrolysis activity; ATP binding; ABC-type xenobiotic transporter activity. Bases 1 to 4089 code for a protein of 1362 amino acids. Lineage: Eukaryota; Fungi; Ascomycota; Pichiomycetes; Pichiales; Pichiaceae. Gene Ontology annotation, biological process: transmembrane transport.
AUGGAAGACCCCCUUGACAAACAGACGCCCGCAAGGCGCAUGUACUCGUUCCUGCUGUGGAACAAGUCCGUGCCCCCGCUGCCGUCGGACGAGGAGCGGCCCCAGUUCCCGUUCAGAAACACCAGUUUUUUAAGCAACCUCUUCUUUUCGUGGGUCCUCCCGAUACUGAGAGUCGGCUACAGAAGAACGCUCGAGCCCCAGGACCUCUUUGCCAUCCGCCGCGGGUCGCAUCUCGACGUCGAUGUGCGUGCCAAGACUUUUCUCACCAAAUUCACCGCCCGCAAGCGCAAGGCUGAACAAAAGUAUCUCAAGAAAAAUGGCAUCCCUGACACCCCACAUGCACGCAGGGCGCUUAUCACAGACCCUGACUUUUCGUACUCGUCGCUGCUAGUGCUCGCAUCGCUUUUUGAGACCUUUAAGUGGGAGUACACCCUCAGUGUGCUCUAUAAAAUAGGUGGAGACGUAGCAAUGGGCCUCAACCCGCUGCUGCUGCGUGCGCUGAUCGCCUACGUCCACCAAAAGGCGUCCGGCGUCCCUGUCAACAAUAGUGGGUACGGCUACUCGCUAGGGAUCACAGGGCUCGUGCUGGGCAUGGGCCUCUGUAUCGCGCACUAUUUCCACGACUCGGCGUUCGUGGGGUGCGAGGUCAAGGGGCUGCUGACAAAAGUGCUUCUCGACAAGUCGUUCCGGCUUGACAGACGCUCGCGCACUCAGUUCACGCCGUCAGCCAUCACCUCGCUGCUCGGCACAGACCUCUCCCGGAUCGAUCUGGCGGCCAGUUUCUUUGCUUACAUAAUCACGUUCCCGAUCGGCGUGGCUAUAACGCUGGUGCUGCUGUCCAUUUACAUGGGCGGGCCGGCGAUUGGUGGCGUCGGGUUUCUGAUUCUGGCCGCGUGCGGCAUCGUGUACAGUACGCGUCCCCUCAUGCGGCUGCGGCGCGGCAUUAACGUGCAUACCGACGCCCGUGUCAAGGCUGUCAAGGAGGUGCUCAACAGCAUGAAAAUCAUAAAGUUCUACUCGUGGGAGCCGGCGUAUUUGAAGCUGGUGUCGGCAAUUAGAGGCAGGGAGAUGUCGUACAUGUUGCACAUCCAGUUUCUGCGGAACCUUGUCACUGCGUUGGCCAUUUCUCUGCCGAGUGUGUCGUCGAUGAUUGGAUUUUUGUCUAUGUACGGCUACAAUGGGGGCAGUUUACGGAACGCUGCGAAUGUUUUUUCGUCCCUGGCACUGUUUAAUAUUCUGGUUGGCCACAUUGCGCUGAUGCCGCUGGCUUUGAGCUCCACUGCGGAUGCGUACGUUGCGUGCAAGCGGGUGCAGGCGUACCUGCUUUCCGCGGAGGAAGUGCCCGACGAAAAUUAUAUUUGCGUGGAGAAAGCCGCCGAGGCGGUGAGAGUGGUCGACGCGUCCUUCUCGUGGGACGAGCGUCUUGCGCCGGAUGCGUGUGACAAGGAGGCAGCCCUGGCGGAGAAGCACGCGGUGUCGCUGCGGCCUUCUCUGGGUCCGCUCACGUUCUCGCUCGCACACGGCGAAUUUGUCGUGGUGACCGGCCCCAUUGGCUCAGGCAAGUCGUCGCUGCUGUGCGCGCUGAGCGGGUUGAUGCCGCGGGUGACGGGCUGUAUCACUGUUGCCGGGCAGCUGCUGCUCUGUGCCCAGCCGUGGAUCCAGAACGCUACCGUGCGUAACAACAUCAUCUUCGGCUGUGAGCCAGACAAGCAGCUGUAUGCGGAAAUUGUGCGGGGCUGCGGGCUCGAGAGUGAUUUCGAGAUGCUGCCUGCUGGUGACCUCACGGAGAUUGGUGAGCGCGGCGUGAACCUGUCGGGCGGGCAAAAGGCGCGCAUCAACCUUGCGCGUGCCGUGUACUCGGUGCUGAGCAGAAACUUCAACAUUUUGCUGCUGGACGACGUGCUGAGUGCGGUGGACGCUAAAGUGGGGCGCCACAUCAUGGACGAGUGCAUUCUCGGGCUGCUCCGCGGCCGCACGCGGGUGCUCGCCACGCAUCAGCUGUCGUUGAUCCAGGCUGCAGACCGAAUCAUGUUUGUGAAUCCGGACGGCUCUGUCGACGUAGACACGCCGGAGCGGCUGCUGGCGAAGAACGGGCAUUUUUCCAAGCUGAUGGAGUUCCAGCAGGAGGGCACCAAGCAGGAAAAGCCAGAGUUGCCCGAUAUCGUGGCUGAGGACGAGGAGGACGAGGAGCUCAAGCUGGUGCAGAAACAAACGACGCAGCGCGAGUACGAAAAAGACCGCGGCCGUCUGAUUGAGCAGGAGCAUCGCGAAAAGGAUGCCAUCCCGAUGCACAUCGUGGUAUCGUAUUUCCGGUCUGGCUGCGGCCGGCUGGGCAUCACCGGCAUGUUUCCGAUGAUUUUCGCCAGCAUGGCGUGCUCCACGUUCUGCAUGCUCUUCCAGAACGUGUGGCUGUCGUUCUGGUCGACGCAGAAAUUCCCCGGCCGCUCCGACGGCUUUUACAUCGGGCUGUACGUGAUGUUCGCGCUGCUGUACGUGGUGUGCACCGCGUGGCAGUUCUGCAGCAUCGUGUACGUGACGAACCACGCGUCUGAGCGGCUCAACAUCCGCGCUCUGGAGCGCGUGCUGCGUGCGCCAAUGUCCUUCUUCGACACCACGCCGAUGGGCCGCAUUCUUAAUAGGUUCACUAAGGACACCGACGUGCUGGACAACGAGAUCUCGGAACAGUUCCGCCUCAUUCUUUUCGGCUUCUCCAACAUGGUGGGCAUUUAUAUUAUGUGCAUCAUCUACAUGCCGUACUUUGCCGUGUGCGUGCCGUUCAUCUUCCUGGCGGUGUCGAUGCUGUUUUCGUUCUACCAGGCGUCGGCGCGCGAGGUGAAGCGGAUCGAGGGGGUGCAGCGGUCGAUCGUCUAUGCCAACUUCGACGAGGUGCUACAGGGCAACGAGACUAUCAAGUUGUACAACUUGACGGGCAAGUUUGUGGACAAGAACAUCACGCUGAUCAAUAGAAUGAACGAGUCGUACUUCUUGGCCAACUCGCUUCAACGGUGGCUGGCUGUGUCGUUGCAUGGGUGUGCGGCCGGUAUGAACUUGCUCAUCUCGAUGCUUUGCGUGGGGCGCGCAUUCAAAAUCAGUGCCGCCAGCUCGGGACUUAUUAUUUCGUACCUCGUCAGCGUCAGCAUGCAGCUGAUCAACACGUCGCGGUCGAUGGGCCAGUUGGAGCAAAAUCUCAGCAGCGUCGAGCGGAUUGGCGAAUACGCGAUCGACCUGCCGCAGGAAGCCCCUGCAGAAAGCUCGGACCCGGCGAAAAAACCUCCCCCAUCUUGGCCCGAGCACGGCCAAAUCAAGUUCUCCCACGUAAGCCUGCGGUACCGUCCAAACCUGCCGCUCGUGCUCCAGGACCUCAACCUCGAGAUUGCGGCAGCAGAGAAAAUUGGCAUUUGCGGCCGCACAGGCGCAGGCAAGUCCACCAUAAUGACGGCACUGUACCGGCUGAGCGAGCCCGAGGGAGCGAUUGAGAUCGACGGCGUCAAUAUCCUCGACAUCGGCCUGCACGAGCUGCGCUCGCGACUGUCAAUUAUCCCACAGGACCCGGUGCUGUUCCGCGGCACGAUUCGCUUGAACCUAGACCCCUUCUCGCAGCUGUCUGACGACGUGCUGUACGGCGCGCUUGUGAAAUCGGGCUGCAUCUUGCCCGACGAGUUGCCCGAAGUCAAGCAGCAAACAGGACCAGACCUGCACAAGUUCCACCUGAACAGCGUGGUGGAGGACAAUGGCGCCAACUUCUCGCUCGGCCAACGCCAGAUGCUCGCGCUGACGAGAGCCAUUGUUCGGGACUGCAAAGUGUUGAUUCUAGACGAGGCCACAUCGAGCGUCGACUACGAGACCGACGCUCGCGUGCAAGCGACGAUCGUCCGUGAGUUUUCGCACUGCACGAUUCUGUGCAUUGCGCACCGGCUCAAGACGAUCGUCAACUACGACAAGAUCCUUGUCAUGGACAAGGGCCGCGUGGCGGAGUUUGGCACGCCGAUGGAGCUGUACCACGCGCGCGGAAUUUUCCGCUCCAUGUGCGACAAGAGCAGGAUCGGCGGCACCGAGAUCGAGCAGGCACAGGCUGCCAAAACCGCAUAA